AUGAAUCCCCCGCAGACCGUCGCAAACGACUUUUACCCCUACUGGCCAGGAGAUUCACCACCGAUACCCACUGAAGCCCAAAUAGACGAGAUUCUUCGGCCGAUACGCCCCGAAGCACUACGCACCUACGCUUGCAAUACCUGCGCCGAAAAGGGUCUUUGGCUACGUCUUUGCUACACUGAUGAAGAGGCGCAUAACUCUCUAUGGGCCGACAAUGAAGACGCAGAAUGGGUUACUUACGAUGGGGUAGUACUCGACGACGAAAGUAUCUUUGGUGGUUUGGAUUUGCAAGGCGCUCUGGAAAUCCUUCCUGAGCGUGUCACGAAUGAGGCUCUCGAUAUUGAGCGCAGAGACAACGAACUCCGAGAAAUAUUAGCUGCUCAGCGAGAAAGUCCAGAUCCUAGUGCAGAAAAUUACUCUGAUGAGCUCAAGGAGGAAUUGGCACGAAGAAAGACAGAACGAGAUGAGAACCCUCUUUUAAGGUAUGGUCUAUAUCAUGCCGAGUGUGUUGUUACUCAUAUCUAUGUGGAGGAUGAGGUGGUGAUCAACGGUGGAGGUGUAUUGCAUGUGUUUUUAGAUGAUCGUGGAAAUGUGGUGAGACAGUGGCGGGUGCAAAAUGAUGGAUCGGAAGAUAAUUAUGAUGGCGCCUGGUUUGAACGUCUUUGGAAAGAUAACUUUUCAUACGCUUUUGGUGAAAUUGGCCCUGCUUACCAUGAGGGUGGAAGCCGAGGCCCUUCAUACACCCUUUGA
Penicillium bovifimosum is the source of this 750-nucleotide messenger RNA. RefSeq lists its product as uncharacterized. The transcript is spliced from 2 exons. The record is from RefSeq and is a predicted model, not a curated record. NCBI's taxonomy places the organism in Eukaryota, Fungi, Ascomycota, Eurotiomycetes, Eurotiales, Aspergillaceae. The coding region runs from base 1 to 750 and encodes 249 amino acids.